AUGAUCAUUUCAACAUCUUCUGGGGGUUCUAACAUUGAUCCAACUGCUUGGGAAGACAAAAAGUGUAAAGGCGAGUCAAGGUUUCCUGCUCAGGUGAGAAUCCGUAUUAGGAAACUCUGCAAUGCACUGGAAGAUGAAGCUUUUAGGCCAGUCCUGCACCACUAUGACGGCCCCAAGUUCCGUCUCGAGCUCUCAGUUCCCGAGACGUUGGAUCUAUUAGACCUUCGUGAACAAGCAGGAUCUCCAUAGGCAAAAUGUUAACCGAGUGCAAAUGUAGUAGGGUUUAUUGUUAUAUGAAGGCCGCCUGCUUUUCAGAGAUUCGCCGUAAGAGCGCAAGCUGUGGGUUUAGAACCGUUUGGCGAAUCAUCUUGGGAAAAGGUGAGAAAUGGCGUUAGCCAGCUGAAUAAAAACUGCAUCUUGUGUAUUGUGAAGAAGCUUGGUGAACUUUUGCAUCGUAUUCUUAUGCAUCAAAGAUCCUAUAGAGACAGCUGUAAGGCGUGCAAGAGAAUGAACUAACCAUGUGUUGAUGUUUAAAGUCCUCAAGAAUUGAAGGGCUUUGAAUUUUAUGUCUGAUUUGUGCUUU
This is a messenger RNA of Hibiscus syriacus, 583 nucleotides long. Its product is annotated as B2 protein-like. The transcript is spliced from 3 exons. Gene Ontology annotation, biological process: response to endoplasmic reticulum stress. The record is from RefSeq and is a predicted model, not a curated record. The coding region runs from base 1 to 249 and encodes 82 amino acids. Lineage: Eukaryota; Viridiplantae; Streptophyta; Magnoliopsida; Malvales; Malvaceae.